AGGAAGAAGAAGAAGAGUAGGAAAGACAACAACAACAAAAAAAAGUUCCCUGCCACCGUUGACGACUUUCGCUCCUUUCAACCAAAACCACGCGCGCCCGCUUCCAGGAGGAGAGAGAGAAACAUCUGGAGGACUGUGGGUUCCUUGUCUGCAGACAAAAUAAAAAGGGAAGUUGGAACGAUCUGACUUGUGUUUGUCGUGAAGAAGGAGAAACACACAGAUUCAAACUUGAGAGCAGAGGAGGGCAGACAAGGCAGCACAGAGGGACGAGGCCUUGGCGAGAAGGUGGGACGGACGGAGAGAAGGUGCAAGCAAAGGAGGAGACGAGAAGCAGAGGAUGGGUGGACGAGGUGCACAGAGCUGCUGGCUGCUCCUCACGCUCUCUCUGAAAGGUAUUCUUGCAGGGGAUUGGUCCGUUCAUCUCCCUUCCGGUCCCGUCUGUGCCUUGAUUGGCUCUUCGGUGGUUCUCCCUUGUUCCUAUGACUACCCCCAGAGUUCGAAUGAAAGCAGGGCGGAGGGGCGGCUCCCUACUCAGGGUGGAGGAGGUGAAGAGGAACCGUACAAAGUUUUGUCCGAGAUGUGGUGUCGCGAAGACAGCCGCUGUCUCACCCAGAGGUAUGUGUUCCACAGUGCUGGUGUUUUCCCAGAUCCGUCCUACCACAACAGGGUGCGGCACCUGGGACAAGCGGGAACAAAGAACUGUUCCCUGAAGAUCUCUGAUCUGAGAGCGUCGGACAGUGGAACAUACGUGUUUUACCUCAUCACCAGUCAUCCGACACAGAAGAUGCCGGGGCAGAGAGGCAUACAGCUGCUGGUGGCAGAUUCCUCCAGUGCAGUCACGAUGUCAGCGAGUCCCUCCGGUGGCAUCACCGAGGGUGACGCCUUACGUCUGGCCUGCUGCAGCCCGUCUGCCGAUCCCCAGGCCCGCUUCAGGUGGUUCCAGAGCACGAGCUCCAGCCCCAGACAUGAUGGACAGGUGUGGGACAUCGGCGACGCUACCUCUGAGGACUCUGGCAGCUACUACUGCCAGAUGCAGACUGGAGAUGGAGUGCAGAGCUCAACAACGCUUGCCAUUGAUGUGGAGUACUCGCCUCGGAAUACAGUUGUCUCGAUCUCCCCUGCCGGAGAGCCGCAGGGGGGCCUUCCUGUGACUCUGACCUGCAGCAGUGAUGCUAACCCACCUGUCCACACGUACACCUGGUACCGGGGCGCAGCGUGUCUCCCCGCAGGCGACAAGAGCUUUCACCAGGCGACACAAUCCCUGGCCAAGCCCACGGGAGGAGGCUCGGCGAUCGGCAGUGUCGACAUCAGCACUGAGGAAUAUGGACCGCACUGCUGCGUGGCACGCAACACACACGGAUCACAGACUUACUCUGUAACACUGAGGGAUACCAGAGCCUCGACCCCGCCGACCUCUACAGGAAGCAGAGUGCUGCUUAUCAGUGUGAUCGUAUGUGUCCUGUUGGCUAUUUUAGCCAUAGUUGCCUUUCUUAUGAGGAGGAGACAGAAGACAUCCCAGCGCGGGUCGUACGUCCCCACUGCAACAACUGCUACUGAACUUUAAGGACUCAGCAUUUCAUCAAAAGCAUAAGACACCGGGGAUUUUUUUUUGUUUAAUCAUAUUCAGAUAACUUUAGAUAGGUCCAUUUUUUCCUGAAUACCCUCAGACACUCUUGUCAAAGUCAAAAGUCACAGUCAACUUUAUUGUCAGUUCCUGAAGUAAACAGACAUUUCCUGAAGUAAACAGUAAAGUGUCACACCAACACCGGAGACCUUUGUUCCGGGGUUUCAAUGCACUGAUCUGAACGAAGGAUGAACGAGGGGGAGAGAGAGGAGCGACUGCACCGAAGGAAAAAGUGUUGGGUUAUAUUAAAUUCCCUCUUUCUGUAUCUCUUGGAUAUUUGAUCGUUUGUUCUAUGUACUUGUUUUAGUGCAAUUGUGCUGUGGGAUAAUCUGACUGCUUUUGUCAGGAAUUAACCAAGCAACCUUCAAGAAAAAAAUAUAUAUAUAUUAUCACA
Scophthalmus maximus (turbot) is the source of this 2018-nucleotide messenger RNA. RefSeq names its product B-cell receptor CD22-like. The transcript is spliced from 9 exons. Bases 338 to 1564 code for a protein of 408 amino acids. The record is from RefSeq and is a predicted model, not a curated record. Lineage: Eukaryota; Metazoa; Chordata; Actinopteri; Pleuronectiformes; Scophthalmidae.